AUGCCUCUUUUCUCGGCCUUUGCAUCCGGAGAGGUAAAUAACACUGCCGCUGACGCCGAGCGGCCGCUGCAUUUGUCUUUUGAUCCUCCGCCGCUCCUCCGGGUGGAUCCGGUUGCGGUGCUGGCGGGCCACGAAGAUCGCGUGUGGUGCGUGGCCUGGUGCCCGACGGCAAACGUGCUGGCCUCCAGUUCCGCCGAUAAAACAGUCAGGCUCUGGAGUUGCUCGCGUCACGCGACGGGUGCGGAUGGCCAGCAGGAGCAGGGGCAGGAGGCGGAGAGUCUUGUGUGGGAGUGUAUUUACACAUUGAAAGGCGAGCACAGCAGGACGGUGCGGCACAUCUCGUGGAGUCCCAGCGGUGAGUGCAUUGCCUGUGCCUCCUUUGACCGCACGGCAACCGUGUGGAAGCGAGCAUCUGAGGAGCAGGGCCUCUUUGAGUUUGAGUUGGAGGCCGUCCUUGAGGGGCACGAAAGCGAAGUCAAGUGUGUGGCGUGGCUAACGGACAGCACAUUGGCGACUUGCUCGCGCGAUCGCACUGUGUGGGUGUGGGAACGCGUCGACGUUGGCGAGUUCGAGUGCGCGGGCGUCCUUGCGGGGCACGCGCAGGAUGUGAAGGCGUGCGCCUGGAUUCCUCCACUCGAGGGGGGCGCGAAGCCGCUGCUGCUCUCGUGCUCGUACGAUAAUACUGUAAAGGUCUGGACGGAGUCGCAUCGCCGCGAUGACUGGUACUGCCUUCAGACACUAACGCGGCACGAGGAGACGGUCUGGGCUCUAGCCGUGCAGCCUGUCGAACAGUCGAUGGAGGCCCUGCUGGCGGAGGCGGCGGCGCCGCCGUCGUGCCAGCCCAUCAUUGCCUGCUGCUCGGACGACAGAAGCGUCACCUUCUGGAAGCGCAACGCUGAAGGAACGUUCCAGGCGGUUGCCACCGCCGCCGGCUUCGCCGCGCGCUCCAUCUACAGUGUGGGCUGGGCCCCCAGCCGCUGCGGGGCCAUCUUGGCCUGCGGCAGCGGCGACAACAAAAUUACCCUCCUCGGUCUUCACCAGUCGCCUGCGUGCAGGGAGGUGCACGUUGCCGUCCUCGCCGAAGUGCCGUCCGCGCACGACGCGGACGUGAACAGUGUCGCAUUCUCCGCCUUUCCCCAGGGAACUCGGGGAGACGGCAAGCAGGCCGUUGGCGACGGCGGAAGUGUGCUGCUGGCCUCCGGCGGCGACGACAACGUGGUUCGCCUCUGGCGCGUGGCAGCGGCGUAA
This is a messenger RNA of Trypanosoma conorhini, 1248 nucleotides long. Its product is annotated as putative WD-repeat containing protein. Gene Ontology annotation, biological process: iron-sulfur cluster assembly. The record is from RefSeq and is a predicted model, not a curated record. Bases 1 to 1248 code for a protein of 415 amino acids. Gene Ontology annotation, molecular function: protein binding. The transcript has a single exon. NCBI's taxonomy places the organism in Eukaryota, Euglenozoa, Kinetoplastea, Trypanosomatida, Trypanosomatidae. Gene Ontology annotation, cellular component: cytosolic [4Fe-4S] assembly targeting complex.